AUGAAGCUCAGCAUUGCCUUAUUUGUCAGCUGUGCUUUGGCUUUAAGUAUUCCAGAUCCUAUUAAUGAUCAAGAACGAAAUGACGAAAUCGCUCAAUCACAAGUUAGGGCCCGCUAUCUAUCUUGUUUACUGAUUUAUAGAAAUCUGAAGAAAGAACUUAAGGACUUUGAAGAAAUAAUGGCAGCCACUAAGCAUGAUAAAGAUCUGACCCGCAAAAAGAUUUUUGGAGAUUUACUAUAUAGAUGUGAAAAUACAAUGACUCCUAAGCUUGCAGAAGAGCUUUUGACCGCUGACGAAAUGGAUCUCGGUAAAGAAGAGCUUAAAGACAUUGUUUUAAUCAAUAAAGAGCAGCUUUUGGAUUCUGGAAAAGACAUUAAAUUGACACAGCAGCAAGAAGAAUUAAUUAAAAAAAUCACAGAUGUAACUUUUAAGUAGGAAGCAAACAGAUCUGAUGACGGGUUUGACCAAGAACCCCAGGUUUUGAGCGAUUUUGACAUAAAUUCAUACAUGCAGGCAAAAGAGCUUCUCCAUCCAGUUUUGCAUUAUUUCGGGCUUGCAGGAGGGAUUUCUCUGCUCUUACUUUUAGCAUUCAUCAGUAUUUUUUAUUUAGUGAUCAAAAAAAUCCUAGCUUUAAGUAACAAAGAUAAGGCUAAAAAGAAGUCUAAGAAGGCAUCUAAAAAGACUAACUAA
Molecule: messenger RNA, 690 nt
Organism: Blepharisma stoltei
Lineage: Eukaryota; Ciliophora; Heterotrichea; Heterotrichida; Blepharismidae
Source: the annotation of a GenBank genome assembly